Messenger RNA from Aphidius gifuensis, 1636 nucleotides. RefSeq lists its product as uncharacterized. The transcript is spliced from 2 exons. Gene Ontology annotation, cellular component: SCF ubiquitin ligase complex. Gene Ontology annotation, biological process: SCF-dependent proteasomal ubiquitin-dependent protein catabolic process. The record is from RefSeq and is a predicted model, not a curated record. The coding region runs from base 131 to 1531 and encodes 466 amino acids. NCBI's taxonomy places the organism in Eukaryota, Metazoa, Arthropoda, Insecta, Hymenoptera, Braconidae.
AUGUGAAUCAUCAAUUGGACGUUGUUAUGAUAACCGUUUGUUGACACAAUCAUACCUUGAGAAAAUAUUAUUAAGAUGUGGUAAAUAUUUAAGAGAAUUGUCUCUCUCAAAUAUUUUCGAUUCGAGGAUCAUGCCAAUUGUUGGUGAUCAUUGUAAAAAUUUAACAACCUUGGAAUGCAAAUUUAAUGAUAAUUCCUUAAUUGAUAAUGCUGAUCACUUUGUUCAAGCAUUUACACAAUUGGAUAAAUUGAAAUGCAUUAAAAUGUUACUGAACUAUACGAAAAAACAUAAAACAAUUAAUCUAUUUGAAAUAAUAAAUAGUCUUCCAGAAGAAAUUAAUGAAAUUCAUAUACUUCAUAAAUAUUGGUCGCGGGAUAAACCAGAAGUUCUUUUCACUUUAAAAAGAUUUAAAAAUCUUAAGAAACUGACUUUACAAAGCUUCUGCGUAAACGAGUUAAUUCUUCAAGAAAUAGCAAAAGCAACAACACUUGUUCAUCUUGACAUUGAAAUAUAUUGUAAACACAUAGAGUUUCCUCUAUUCGAUAAACUCGUUAAUUUGGAAUAUAUACAAAUAAGUAUUGAAAGAAAAUAUAGAAAGACAAAAGACUCUACAAAAGUAGUCGACACUAUUUUUUGUAAAUGCAAAAAUCUAAAACAUCUUGAUAUUCCAAAUGACUUUUAUGAUCUUGCUGAAAUUUCUUUGGCAAAAUGGAAAAACUUAAAAAAUUUAGAAUAUCUUACUUUAUCUUGUGAUGAAGUAUUACCUGACUUAGCAGAUACAAUUGUUAAAUAUUGCAAGAAUUUGAAACACUUGUUUAUUAACCCUUUAUACCGUGAUAUAGAGGGAAAUGUUGUAAAAAAGUUAACAAAAUUGGAAAAUCUUGAAAGUUUAAAGAUGUUUAAUAGAUGCCUCAGUGAGGAAGCAAUAAUCGCAAUUUCAAACAAUUGUAAAAAACUUAAACGUUUAGAACUUGAUGAUUGCACUGUAGUAUCAACAGGUAUUGAUAGUGACGAUUUUUAUUCAUGUGUUUUAAAUGAGUUAUCAAAACUACAAUAUCUUGAACAUCUAAGCUUGAAUAAUGCAGGAUGUAUUGAAGAUGAUACAAUUAGUGAUAUUGCGAAUAAUUGUAAAAACCUAAAAUAUUUAGAUAUCUGUGGUAUCAAUGGUGAUAUUGCUGAAACAGCUCUCGUUGCUUUAACAAAGUUGGAAAAUUUAGAAAUACUAAGAGUAGACAUUCGUAAUAUUUCCGACAGCUUCAUUAUCAGUUUAAAAGGAUUAAAAGAAUUUUUUUGUAGUGGUUGUUGUAAUCUUACUGAUACUGGUAUUCUUCAAUUUAUAAAAAAUAACCCAGAUCUCGAAGAAAUCUAUAUCGAGAGAAAAAAUAAUAUUACAAUUGACUUUGUUAUUGGUGCUGAUGAGGCAACCAAAAAUCGUACAAAUGGAAUAAUUUUACGCUUACGAAUAUCUAAUAAGUCAAUAGUUGAAGCUUCUAAGUCAAUAAUUAAAUCUCAAUGGUUGGUUUUUUGUUAGAGCAUAGAUUUAUCCUUUAAAUUAAUUUAAAAUAUCUUUUUUUCUUAUUUAUAAGCUUAAUAUUCUUUCAUAAUGUAUAAUUCUUAAAAACACAUACAAAAUACG